Messenger RNA from Medioppia subpectinata, 835 nucleotides. Lineage: Eukaryota; Metazoa; Arthropoda; Arachnida; Sarcoptiformes; Oppiidae. The record is from the annotation of a GenBank genome assembly.
CACACAAUAGUAAUACAGGAGUUGUGUGAAGUCGCGCACGUAUGCAGUGUAUGGGCCACUGUAUGGACACUCAGCUGACGAUAUGUUUACUAACGUUAAGCACUGUUUUGUUUCAUACGUUUUCAUACAAUUCACUCAACACUCGCUUUAAUUAUCAUUAAUUCACAUAACAUUUGGAAAUCACUAAACAUUGCAUUCAUUUAAUGAUAAGUAAAGCAAAGUUUAAAUAUUGAUCUCAAGACGAGACAAAGUGUAAGACAUUCCCGAAAAACAAUUGAUCCGAUCGUCGAUCAUGUCAUUGGUUGACCAAAACGAUGACAAUGUAUUCCUGGAUAACAGCGACUCCAAUGGUUCAGACAAUGCUUUGGCGUUAAUCCGCGAUGUCUUUGACGGAACCGAUGAUCUGAUGGACACUGAGUUGGAGCGAGCGUUAGAGAAUGGCAUUCAGACGAUAGUCAUUGAAGCGCAUCGUUUGGGCGAAGAGACGGCGCGUUGGAUAUCAAUCGGCAAUUGUCUUCACAAGACUGCGGUAAUGACGGGAAUCGGAUCCAUAUUGACGGGCAUUAUAUGGCCCGAGAAGAGGAGUACUCAGUGCUGUUUGACGGGUAUAAGUCUAUUGACGAAUGGCAUACACUUCCUCUCGUGGCAAAUGGACGAGUGUUCGCACUAUAGGGUGGAGACCGACGCCCGUAAGGUUGCGGACACUUGCGCUCAUUGGCCGACGUUUGACAAACCUGUGGUCCUCACCAAACGUACCGCACAUGAGAUGAGACGGAAUCAUAUUUUUCAAACUGCAAUCUCUUUGAUAGCGUUAGCCUUCACUGCUUUCAAACUC